This is a messenger RNA of Brassica rapa (field mustard), 792 nucleotides long. RefSeq names its product early nodulin-like protein 3. Gene Ontology annotation, molecular function: electron transfer activity. The record is from RefSeq and is a predicted model, not a curated record. Gene Ontology annotation, cellular component: plasma membrane. NCBI's taxonomy places the organism in Eukaryota, Viridiplantae, Streptophyta, Magnoliopsida, Brassicales, Brassicaceae.
AUUCAUAUGUCUUAUCAACCCCUAUGACACACUAAAUUCACAUACAUACAUCUUAAAAAAUGGUUGGAGACCUAAAGAACAUGACGCUUCAUGGGUUCGGUCUUAUGUGUCUGUUCAUGAUCGUUAGCGAGGCCUACGCUAGAGAGUUUGCGGUAGGUGGUGCAAAAGGUUGGACCGUCCCUUCAGGUUCUCAAGUUUACAGUCAAUGGGCAGAGCAAAGCAGAUUCCAAAUCGGCGACUCUCUGCUGUUCGUCUACCAACCAAACCAAGACUCAGUUCUCCAAGUCACAAGAGACGCUUACGACAGCUGCAACACGGAUGCACCAACCGCUAAGUUCGCUGAUGGCAAAACUUCUUUCGCAUUAACACACUCUGGACCAUACUAUUUCAUCAGCGGAAACAAAAACAACUGCCAGAAAAACGAGAAGCUAGUGGUCAUCGUCAUGGCUGACAGAAACGGCAACACCACCACAUCAUCACCACCACUGCCGUCUCCAGCUCCUGCUCCCUCGGUAGAGUCCCCUCCUUCUCCACCGCCAAUGACAGGACCCUUUGAGACACCAGCACCCACACCUACUCCAACUCAAGAAACUCCAAAUAGUGCAGCUUCCCCAUCUUCUUCCUUUGUGGCUGCUCUUCUUGUAGCUGCCUUUGCUUCCACUCUAUUCCUACACUAAGUAGUUUCUCUUCUGUCUUCUCUUUUCAAUCUUUUUUCAGUUGGUGUUUGGUGCUUGAUUUAUAAACAUUUGUUUAUCAUGUAAAUGAAUAAAAAGUUCCACUUGGGUUGUAUUA